Coccinella septempunctata (seven-spotted ladybird) is the source of this 2916-nucleotide messenger RNA. RefSeq lists its product as uncharacterized. The record is from RefSeq and is a predicted model, not a curated record. Gene Ontology annotation, cellular component: nucleus. The transcript has 5 exons. Gene Ontology annotation, biological process: base-excision repair, AP site formation. Bases 409 to 2610 code for a protein of 733 amino acids. Lineage: Eukaryota; Metazoa; Arthropoda; Insecta; Coleoptera; Coccinellidae. Gene Ontology annotation, molecular function: DNA binding; mismatch base pair DNA N-glycosylase activity.
CCAGGUUAUCAUAGAAAAAACUACACCCAUGUUUCUGAUUCUUCAAAUGGCUAAAUCAAGUCCUUCAAACAUUUGUGGGCGAGUCGAGAGUGAUUGGAUGUAAAACAAUUAUUUUAACUCGAAUCGCUUACGAAAAUGCGGUACUCAAGAAAUGAGGAAAAAAUUAAGGAAUACGAUAUCGGUUGUGAUGUUUUAAAUGAGAUAGUUAGUGAAAAAAUUCAGGCCCAUAUCAUUCUAUUGAUUUUUCUCAAACAUUGGUCGAACCAAUCACAGAGUUAAUACUAUUUUUAAAGGGUGAGGUAGUUGGUUUUUAUGAAUUUUCGAAAACAGUUCGGUUUCCGUACACUAUCUUUGAAUUUUUCGAGCAAUAGAUUUUUUUCUGUGAAUUUAGUGAAAUAAUUUUAACAAAUGCAAGUGGCAACUUUAUUUCGUGAAUCGACCUCUCUCCUUGGGGCCAGUAUGGAAGGCAAUGGGGGCUCAUCGGAUACGGGGGCGUCAGGUUUGGGUCAAAAUGUCCCUAUGUCCUACGACUCUUACGCUCAUCCUCUCAAUUUUUCCAACAAAUACAAAAUCAACAUGAAACUAGAGCCACAAGACGAUGGAUAUGAAACAGGGGCCGAUAUGUUGUUAUCCAACGGUGUUGGGAAUCUUGUGAAAUGCGAAAAACUAGAAGAUCCAUACAGCUUCAUAGAUGAUGAUCCCAUACCGAUGCUUCCAUCUGUCCAACAUCACGGUCCGCCCCCUUCCAGCAUGAUGGGACCUAUGCCUGUUUUAAACAACCAACUAAUUGCACAACCAAAGAAACGCGGUAGAAAGAAAAAGGUCAAAUUAGAAGAAAUUUUCGGUAGGCCCGAUUUUGGUCAAGAAUUAAAUGGAGGUUUACCGCGGCCUAUUAAGGAACGUAAAAAACACGACAGGUUUAAUGGAAUGCCAGAAGAAGAGGUAUCGAAGAGAACACUUCCAGAUCACAUAACUGACAAUCUAGACAUCAUUAUUAUUGGAAUCAAUCCUGGACUGUUUGCUGCUUACAAAGGACAUCAUUAUGCUGGUCCAGGCAAUCAUUUUUGGAAAUGCCUAUAUCUAGCAGGGCUCACUAGUCAACAGAUGUCUGCUGAUGAAGAUUAUAAGCUACUUCAAGUUGGUAUUGGUUUUACUAACAUGGUUCAGAGGGCUACUAAAGGAAGCGCCGAUUUAACAAGAAAAGAAAUCAAAGAAGGCUGUCAGAUACUUCUUGAAAAAUUGAGGAAAUUUCGUCCUAAGAUCGCUGUUUUCAAUGGCAAAUUGAUAUAUGAGGUGUUUUCUGGAAAGAAGGAUUUCAAAUUCGGUCGACAACCAGAGCUUGUUGAUGGAACCAAUACUCAUGUAUGGGUGAUGCCUUCUUCAAGCGCCAGAUGCGCGCAGUUGCCAAGAGCAGCAGAUAAGGUACCGUUUUAUGCAGCAUUGAAAAAGUUUCGAGAUUACUUGAACGGUGUCAUUACGGAAAUCGACGAAUCUGAAAUGGUAUUUUCUGAGCCGAGAGUCAAGUCUUUCUAUGAAGCAGAACCGAAAUUAGAUAUUUUCUCCCCAGAACUGACAGAUAUCAGUAACGAAAUGAUGAAGAAUGGUGACGGAAUUAUAAUGCCCUGUAAAAAGAAGCGGGGACGGCCUAAAAAAAUUAAAGUGGAAGGAGAAGCUCCUCCAGUUAAACCAGCACGAAAACCACCUGUUCAUAACAAUAACUGUGAUUUUCCAAAGAAGAAACGAGGAAGGCCUAAAAAAGUAAAAGUUGAAAGUAUGGAAAUGACUUCAAUAGAAAACGUAUCAAACAAUAUGUCUCAGUGUUACCCCAACUCGUCACCACUACAGUCGCCAACGAAUUUUUAUCCAGUUGGUCCAGCACCAACUCCACCUAGUAAUAUGAACUCAUUAUACACGCCUCAGUCCCAGAUGCCCUAUUCACAAAGUCCUCGUCCUCACUUUAGUCAAUCCCCGAGACCUCGAUCACAACCCUUUACCCACUCAGAUUUGAGCUCAGAGAUAAGCGCUGCCAUAAGUUCAGAACAUUUAGGUUCGCCAGGAUCGCCAAGUUUAGGACCGCCAGACUUCGAACCACCAACAAAUAUGACUCAGGAAGAAGUAGAAGGUCGCUUGAGCAGUCCUGCGCCAUCGACAAAUAGUGAACAACAACCUCAUUGUUCCUAUAACACAUUCAACGUUGAGCAGCAGUCAGAUAACCACUACAUUGCACCUCGUCAACAAGACAUUGCAUCCAAAAGUCUGUCUGGUUUAGAAUCUUUAGUAGAUCAAAUUCCUAGCAUAACUGAAGGAGAAUCUCAAAUAGGCCAAGAAGCUUCAGAUCAAUACUCUAACCAGUUUGAUAAUUACAGUGUUGCUUCUCGAGGAAGUCCUGCACCUUACGAAUAUCCAUCUAGCAGUGGUUACCCAAUAUAUCCUACUCCCACUUGGGGAAGUCAUUAUGAUCCUGUUCCUCUACCAUAUCCUCAUGUACCAUACCCUCAAACAUACACCCCAAGUUUUCACAUGGCAAGUCCAAAUUAUCCAUAUUAUGGUUACCCUCAACCCACCCCUGCACAUCCUCCAGGCUACCCUCCCUAUCUGGGAGGCUUCUGAUCGGUUUCCUUCAAUGUAUUUUCAUGUUGUGUACCUGUACCAUAUGUUCAGCUAGUACCUAGCAAGUCUGUCAGCUUGCGUACAGUUGGUCAUUUGCAAUUUGACAACAACAGAGACUUGCACAGGGUAAAUGGUGAUAUUUUUUUGUCAUAAGUAUUUUCUCUAAAACUUUUUAAUGUUAGGUAGGCCAAGGGUUUUGUGCAUUAUUCUACAUUGAGAUCUCAAGUAUGAAUGUAUUUUGAAUGUGUGAUUUUAUUGUUAUAGUUGUAGCUCAUGUCAUUCAUUCAAGUAAAACAUUUGUUAUAA